Molecule: messenger RNA, 1703 nt
Organism: Gallus gallus (chicken)
Lineage: Eukaryota; Metazoa; Chordata; Aves; Galliformes; Phasianidae
Gene: RAD18
Product: RAD18, E3 ubiquitin protein ligase
Exons: 13
Coding region: 90-1595 (501 amino acids)
Biological process (GO): protein monoubiquitination; DNA damage tolerance
Cellular component (GO): nucleus; Rad6-Rad18 complex
Molecular function (GO): ubiquitin protein ligase activity; single-stranded DNA binding
Source: RefSeq, marked provisional
GGCGCGCGGCGGCGCGCGGGAUUCGGACCGGGAUCGCCUCGGGCCGCGCCGCGGAGAUCGAGCGUGGGACGGCCCCGGGCCGGGCCGCCAUGGCCCUGGCGCUGCCCGAACCGCCGUGGCCGGCCAGCCUGACCCCGCUGAAGGCCGUGGACGAUCUGCUGCGCUGUGGGAUUUGCUUCGAUUACUUCAGCAUCGCAGUGAUCAUCCCGCAGUGCUCCCAUAACUAUUGUUCCCUUUGCAUACGGAAGUUUUUGUCCUACAAAACUCAGUGUCCAACGUGCUGUGUGGCUGUCUCGGAAUCUGACCUGAAGAACAACCGGACGUUAGAUGAGCUAGUGAAGAGCUUCAGUUCUGCCAGGCAACAGCUGGUCCAGUUGGUCUUGGAUACACCACUGAUAUCAUCUCCAUUGGCUUGUAGUAGGCGUUCAAUUGGCAAAAACCACUCCAAGACUCCUGCGUCUUUGCCAGUUGUAAAAGAAGAGGUGCCAGUGAUUGACAGCUUCUUGAAAAAGGAGAAUGUUUGUACCCUGACAAAGACAGAUGGUCUGGCAGGAACAGAUUGGAAAGUUUGCAAAACUGAGGAACAUCAUAGCAGCAGCAGCAGUUCUCCAGAGGCUGGUAGCAAAGACAACAAAGCAGGAUCAAGAGAGUGUUCUGAAGGCACCAACAGUGGUGAGAAGCCUUCUACGUCUGUGGUAAAAGUAGUCAACAAAGUGGACUGCCCUGUUUGUGGAGUUGCUAUUCCAGAGGAGUACAUCAACAAACACCUGGACAGCUGUCUGAGCAGAGAGGAAAAGAAGGACUGCCUCAGGAGUUCUGCUCACAAAAGGAAGCCCAUGCCCAAGGUUGUGUACAACUUGCUCUCUGAUCGCGACUUGAAGAAGAAGCUGAAGGAGCACGGCCUGUCUUCCCAUGGGAGCCGUCAGCAGCUCAUCAAAAGGCACCAAGAAUUUGUGCACGUGUAUAAUGCUCAGUGUGAUUCUCUAAAUCCCAAAUCGGUUGCAGAGAUUGUUAAAGAGCUGGCAAAGAAUGAGAAGAUUCGGGUUCAGCUUGAACUGAAUAAAAGUGGUGAAAAUAGCCUGACCUUUACAAAGGACCAGACAGAGGAGGAAAUAGAUGAGAUCCACACCAGUUAUCGUAACAAACACAGAAGCGAAUUCCAAUUUUUAGUGGAUCAAGUAAAAAAUCGGUGGGAGAAAAGUGGUAAAAGGGAAACAGAAAGCACUCAAAAGAAAAAAGAAGGCACUGCCAUAGGAUUGCCAGCAGGCACAGGGGAAGGUCCUGAAGAGCAUCGCUCAGCUGCAGUCCUUGGAGAAGCCCAGGUACUCAAACCAGGAACUCCUGAUGGCAAAAGAAGUGACCCUUGUUCCUCAGAGGAAGGCCAGGGCUCGGUCUCUCUUGCGUUCUCAGACUCAUCCGGAUCAUCGAGCAGCUCCAGUUCAGACAUCUUGAGAGAUCUGGAAGCUGAGAUUUGCUCGGUGUCCUCUGACAGCAACUGUCUUCUGGACCUGAAAGCUAGCAAGAGGAAGGUGUGCCAGUCUGAGCUGCCAGGAGGGGAUCGGCUGCUUCCCAGGAGCAAGAGGAAGAAGAGCUGAUGCUGCAGAGCCACUGGGUGUAGGUGGUACAGAAGGCUAAGUGCUUCUUAGACUUUUCCUGCUUCCAGUGUAUCUGGGUACUUAAUAAAGUGCUGAAUUCUUGCAUAA